CAGAAAGUCGAAAGUGAAAACCAUCUUUAGACCUGUUAUAAUAAGUAUUUACAUACAUUGUACACAGUUCUACUUAUAAUGAGUGCUAAAUUGAAAUCGUCACACUUACAACAAAGUGUGCAACAGGCCAAGAUUACUGGAGCACAACGCGGGCCGAGGCCAGCAGAAGUUCCAGUGCUAAAGUUGGAGACGCUACACGACAUGGGAGAGGAGCAUCUUGCUAUGAUUCCCAUGAAAGCUGCAGUCAAGAUUGACCAAGGAAACCUUUCAGCCAUGAGCUGGGGCUCUCCAGCCUCCACAAACUCCAAACAGUUUCUCGAGACCAAGGUGAAGCCCUUAACUAAUGAUCCAGGGGCUUUUGUGGAUCUUAGGGAUUCACUACAGCUGAACCACAGAGUCCAGACACAAAGAAGUCCACUGUACAGCCACAAACCAAUCCUGGAUCCAUCUGACUUCACCUCCAAAAACACAGUACAACCCAGCUACAAGAUGAGGGAGUCAGAGGGGCUUACAGAAGAGAGAAAACUGCAAGCUGUUAUUGAGCAGGUUAUGGUAGACCAGCUGUCGAGGGCUGUCAUUAGCGAUCCGGAACAGAAUGCUUUGUCUGUCAGUCCCACGAGUGUCCCAACACGCUACAGGAGAACUCUUCACCACACGGAGGUCAAAACUAGAACAUCCUUAACAGAGAACCUCUUAUCCAACAAGCUCUGCUUUCAAGCCAGGAUUUUAUCAAGGUGCGGACGUGAGGCAUGUCGAGAGCUUAUUGGCUUCUUUUUCACAUGUGACCAAACACUGACGGUGUACGAGUAUCGAAAUUUUGGUAAAAACAGAUGUAAUGCAUUGCCCUUUAUAACUCGCGGUGUGUAUUUGGACAGAGGGAGGCCGUACUGCCUGCAGGAUAUCUCACAGGGUGCCGAACUUCACUUCUCUACAAGUGGCCCACACCUCCCCCAAAGUCUGAGGCAGCAGCUGUGUCUGACUCUCAAAGUUACUGAUGUGGAUGAGACAGCCAAGAGAGCUCUGCUUGCCCAGUCUGGGGAAAGACUAGAUCAUCUCUCUCAAGAGGAAAUCAAUGAAACAAACACCCUCAAGGCAAUUCAAGGUGCAGUUCGUGAUAGGCUGAGGGGAUGUGCCGUCCAGACCCUGAUGAAUCUAGGCAGACAUCUGCAGAACUCUGAUCUAAAGGCUCAUAGUGUUCAGAGAAAAGAGCUGCUCAGAAAAUCUCUGAUGGACCAUCUGUGUCUCACUCAACAGGACUUCGAGGCGGUGUGGAGGAUUGUGAGUCGGCGUGCGGAGGUGCGGGUGCACCCCACUGAUGUGAUGCGCGCUGUUACCGGAGAGAUGAGUGAGAACAGAAAAGCUGUCUUUCUAAAGGUUUAUAUAAAGCUUGACCCAAAUAAAACCGGUUCCAUCUCCCUAACUGAUAUAGAAAAAUUCUAUAGAGGCAAACAAGACUCUGUCCCAACACACGAAGUGAGUUCAAACCCUGACUUCCUUGCCUUCGUACAAGAAGCAGGAAAGGUCACAAAAAGUGUGUCCUACGCUGAGUUUGAGGACUAUUAUGAGGGUCUGAGUAUCGAAAUCCUUGAUGAUGAAGAAUACAUCAACAAUCUGAGAGUUACGUGGAGUAUCUGACAGUGUGAUAGAUUCCCAUAUCAACUGCCUGGUUUAUACUGGUUUAUACUGGUUUAUAUUUGUAAAAAUAAGUCAAACAUUGCGCUACUGCACUGAACAUAAUGCAAUGAUGCAGCUCCAUUUUGUAAAUAGUUUUUGCUUAUUUGCAGCUCAAUGCAAAGUUGACUUUAUAUACUGUAACUCUGAAAUGACCAAAUGCUUUAGCUGUGACUUUGUGUGUUGUUGUAGAUCUAUCAUGUGAAACAUUUCAAUUACUGCUUAAAUUGUCACAUGCUAACCAGUUUUUAUCUGAUUAAGCUACAACAAUAUCUGUACAUAUUUACACUUUAAGAUGAAAGAAAAUUAAUUGACAGAUGAAUCGUGUGUGCAAUAUGGGCAUAAAUAUACUCAUGGCAUUAAAAGGUUAUCCGUGUCUAUAUGCAUGGAAG
This is a messenger RNA of Xyrauchen texanus (razorback sucker), 2063 nucleotides long. RefSeq names its product calcyphosine 2 (gene caps2). Gene Ontology annotation, molecular function: calcium ion binding. The record is from RefSeq and is a predicted model, not a curated record. The transcript is spliced from 16 exons. Bases 79 to 1635 code for a protein of 518 amino acids. Lineage: Eukaryota; Metazoa; Chordata; Actinopteri; Cypriniformes; Catostomidae.